AUGAAUCCAGAGUAUCAAAGAAUAAAAUUUAUAUUUACUAGUUUGGAAAAAUUUAUCAUUAUGGUAUUUCGACAAUAAAAACUAGGAUUUUAACAUGAAGAUUGCCUUAUCAGAUUUGAAAAAUACUUUUACAAAUGUUUUAAAGAUAGAUUUAUUUUCAAAAUAACCUCAGUUUUUUAUUUCUAAAGGCUUUCAUUCUAUUUAAUUAAACUCUCAUCAAAGUUUAAGUGGCCAAACCAUAUAGAAUUUCAAUUAAAAGGAUUAGAAUCCCCUAGAGAUUAUAGUAAAAUUUCAUGAAGAAGGAGCAUGA
This is a messenger RNA of Paramecium pentaurelia, 310 nucleotides long. Lineage: Eukaryota; Ciliophora; Oligohymenophorea; Peniculida; Parameciidae. The record is from the annotation of a GenBank genome assembly.